Molecule: messenger RNA, 2287 nt
Organism: Argentina anserina (silverweed cinquefoil)
Lineage: Eukaryota; Viridiplantae; Streptophyta; Magnoliopsida; Rosales; Rosaceae
Product: cation/H(+) antiporter 4-like
Exons: 3
Coding region: 11-2287 (758 amino acids)
Biological process (GO): proton transmembrane transport; regulation of pH
Cellular component (GO): endomembrane system; membrane
Molecular function (GO): antiporter activity
Source: RefSeq, a predicted model, not a curated record
UGUACAUUCGAUGGGAAUAAAACCGAAAGAAGAACUCUAUGGACUGGCGUCUUCCCUUCCGAUGCUGGAGUUGCAGAUGGCUAUGAUUUUCAUCACCAGCCAACUCCUUUAUUUACUAUUUAAGAGGUUUCAUAUCUCCAAGUUCACCAGCCAUCUUUUUACAGGCAUACUCAUCGGCAUCCUUUACCACUACUGGGGAUUAGGCGAAAAGGCAUUUAGUGUGAAUAGUCAAGAAGUUAUUAGUACUCUGGGUGAGCUUGGGUACGGCCUCUUCCUGUUUGCACUUGGAACGACAAUGGAUUUGGGAAUGAUAAGAAGAUCAGGACAUAAAGCCGUCCUCACCGGGGUUAUUUGCAUGUUGGUCCCUUUGGCAAGUGGUGACGUUGCCGAAAGGCUUUUUGAGAAGUAUUUCUAUAGCUCUGAAAUGAGAUCUAGUGAGGACAAUCAUCUUGAGCUUGUGACCGCUACACAUAGCAUAACUGCAUUUCCGGUUGUUGUUCUCCUUCUCCAGGACCUGCAGCUCCUCAAUUCGGAAAUCGGCCGGUUAAGCCAGUCUGCAACAUUAAUCUGUGACGUCUUUAGCGUGUGUAUCCAAUAUUUUAUAGGCAAAUCAAUCUCAAAAUGGAAGGAGGACGACAAAAAUUAUUACAUCGGGUUAGCCAUUGCUUAUGUUAUUUCUGUUGCUGUGAUAUUUAGACCAAUAAUGUUAUGGAUCGUCAGGCACACCCCAGAAAACAGACCUGUCAAGAAAAGCUACCUCAGUGCCCUAUUUUUGGUGGUGCUUGUAUCUGGGAUACUUUCACAUAAUUACGGCCAGGCUUUUCAUUUUGGACCUUUUAUAUUCGGUCUGGCUGUCCCUGCCGGACGGCCUCUGGGCUCCGCUGUUCAAGAGAAGUUCCAGCUAUUCAUUUCAGACGUGUUUCUGCCUAUUUAUGUAACGAUAAAUGCAAUUAGGGCAGACUUUUGGUUGAUCGACUACAAAGACGUUGUCACAAAAGCCACUGUGAUCCUCAUGGUCUUCGUUUUUGCGGUCAAAAUCUUAGCUACCAUGGCGGCUCAAUUGUAUCUCGGGAUGCCCUUGAAGGAUGCAUUCGUUCUUGCUCUCAUUUUAAGCUGCAAAGGAAUUGUCCACCUUGCAGCCUAUACUAAGUUCAGGGACACUGGGUUUGUAAAUGAUUCGGCAUAUGCGGUGAUGUUUUCUAGCGUUGUGGUGACCUCAAUUCUCGUCCCUAUUAUAGUGAAGCACCUGUACGAUCCAUCAAGAAAAUACGCAGGUUACGAGAGAAGGGACAUUAUGCAUUUGAAACCCAAUGCAGAGUUCAAAAUUCUUACCUGCAUCCACAGGUCAUCUAAUAUGCCUGCAGUGAUCAAUCUGCUUGAUGCAGCAUGCCCAUCGACAGAAAACCCCAUCAAUGUUUAUGUUCUCCAUCUCAUCGAAUUAAUGGGAAGAGUGACUCCCAUUUUUGUCUCCCACCAAGUGCAGGACAAAACAGAUUCCCAUGUUAGUACAUAUUCUGCAAACGUCAUUCUCUAUUUCAAUCAGUUUAUGAGCGAAAAUCGUGGUGCUGUUGAUCUGAGUGUAUUCACGGCAAUCUCUCCACCAAAAUUCAUGCAAGAAGAAAUAUGCACGCUUGCAAUGGACAAGGUCACAUCCCUAAUAGUCCUCCCCUUUCAUCGUCAAUGGUCGAUUGAUGGUUCUAGUAUUGAGUCAGAAGACAAUACUAUAAGGUCAGUGAACUUCAGUGUACUCGAAGCAGCUCCUUGCUCCGUUGGAAUCCUCGUGGAUCGGGGACAUUUAGGCCAGUCCACCUCUGUUGUAUCCACACCAUCAACAUUUUCUGUUGCUGUAGUCUUCUUGGGAGGGAAAGAUGACAGAGAGGCAUUGGCCUUUGCCAAAAGAAUGGCCAAGGACUCGACGAUUAGGUUAACAAUAAUCCAUUUGGUGGCCAUGGGUAAUGAGCAUGGUGGUGGGGAAUGGGAUAAAAUACUUGAUGUAGAGGCGUUGAAGGAAUUCAAAUAUAACCAUUUGGGUGGAGGCCUUGUUGUAUAUAUAGAAGAGAUGGUGAAGGAUGGACCGGAAACAGCAUUUUUACUUCGGUCUAUGGUCGAUGAGUACGAUAUAAUCAUACUUGGGAGAAGACAUAACGUAGAGUCACCUCAGACAGUAGGGCUUUCGCAAUGGAGUGAAUUUCAGGAGUUGGGAACAAUAGGAGACUUGCUUGCAUCACCUGAUCUCGAUUGUAAGGCAUCCAUUCUGGUGAUGCAACAACAACGGUGGAUCAGCUAG